AUGAGUACGUCGAUAGACGUCGACGAAAUCGACGAUCUUGAGCACAUGGUUAAGGUAAUGCUGUCUCUAGGUAUUUCGCUAAUAGGGCUGCAGACAUUGGACCAGAUGAAACAGAGGGUGAAAAAGGCGCUCAGAAUAUCAGAGGAGGCCUUUUCAGUGUUGACAGAGACCAGUGAAGAAGUCAAGAGAAGACAAAUACGCUUGCUAGAACUAUUCGAGAGCACAGAGGCCUGUCUGAAUAUGUUGAGUGACAAGGACUACGCACUUCUGGAGCUGGGAAUCACAAAUCUCAAGAACCAAUUGGCUGACCACAAAGAGAGCCUAGAGAGAGGAGAAGACGUUGUUCUCAUUGCAGGUGAAAGAGAUUGGAAAAAGAGCUUGUUGCUGAGUCUGAUUCUUGGGGAACAACUACCCCCUGACAACUUUCUUGGCACCUCUUCCAUCAUCUGCGAACUAAGAUAUGGAACAACCCACAAGCUUGUAGCGCACUUUAAAGACGCAGAUCCCGAAACAGGGCUUUAUUCAAAGACUAUCCAACUUAGCGAGAUGGCUGGGAACCCUCAACAANGUUAA
This is a messenger RNA of Stylophora pistillata, 573 nucleotides long. RefSeq lists its product as uncharacterized. The record is from RefSeq and is a predicted model, not a curated record. Gene Ontology annotation, molecular function: protein kinase activity; ATP binding. Gene Ontology annotation, biological process: protein phosphorylation. Lineage: Eukaryota; Metazoa; Cnidaria; Anthozoa; Scleractinia; Pocilloporidae.